This is a messenger RNA of Culex pipiens pallens (northern house mosquito), 4095 nucleotides long. RefSeq names its product glutactin-like. The transcript is spliced from 5 exons. The record is from RefSeq and is a predicted model, not a curated record. Bases 63 to 1775 code for a protein of 570 amino acids. Lineage: Eukaryota; Metazoa; Arthropoda; Insecta; Diptera; Culicidae.
UAACUUACAUUCAUUCAGUAAGCUUGGUACGGUUAAGACCGCUAACUUGAUAACUCGCCACAAUGUGGCUCCUCAUCGUAGCUUCAAUCUGUUGGAAUCUUCCGCUUCCCAGCAACGCGCAACAUUCCACACCGAUCGUCAAUAUCCAAGGAUUGGGAUCCGUUCAAGGCUCAAUAGGCCACACUACGUGGACAAGUCGGACCAUCUACCAGUUUCAAGGGAUUCCUUACGCUCAGUCACCGGUUGGAACUCUGCGGUUUCAGCCUCCAGUGAAACGUCCCGGAUGGACCGGAACCCUAGACGUAUCCCAACCAAGCGUACACUGUCCACAAAUUACGGACCAGUACACCAACGUUGAGAACGAAGACUGUCUGACGUUAUCAGUUUACUCAAACAACCUCGACGAGGUCCGUCCGGUGAUGGUUUGGAUCCACGGAGGAUGGUUCUUCGCAGGAGGUGCCAACGAGUACCACCCAAACUACCUCCUCGAGGCCGACAUAGUCCUGGUGGUCAUCCAAUACCGGUUGGGACCGCUGGGAUUUCUGUCACUGCUGAACGAUCGAAUCCCCGGUAACGUUGGUAUUCUGGAUGCGAUCAUGGCUUUGGAGUGGGUGCAGCAACAUAUCGGACAUUUUGGCGGCAACGCCAAGCAGGUGACCGUGUUUGGAGAAUCCGCCGGAUCGGCUGCGGUAUCCGCGCUGCUGCACAGUCCACUGGUUCAGAAUCGACCAGAGCCGCUGUUCCAGCGGGCGAUCCUACAAUCCGGAUCGGUUUUCUCACCGUGGGCCAUGUGCGAUUCCCCGGUUCAGGGAAGCAUGGACAUAGCUAGGAGAACCGGCUGCACCGACGAAACCACCGUUGAACAGUGUCUUCAGCAAGCUCCGUUGAUCAACCUGCUUCAAGCAUUCGAAAAUCACCGAACGGACACCAUCAAGAGCGAUGGCUACCCAAGCGUCGCUGGAACGUGUGUAAUUGUCGGUGGACCGUCCGGACUCUUCCCACAGCAUCCGAAACACUACCUCGGAAGUGCUCCAAAAAACAUUACGAUCAUGGCUGGAACUACCUCCCAGGACGGAAUGUUCCUUCUGGAUGAAAUUUCCAAACUACAGCCGGAAUCACUUCACACGGCAAAGACUUCAUACGGGUUGAUGCAAUUCAUUAGAUUGCUCCAGGAAAAAUUCGGCCAAACCAAGUUGGACGGAACCCUCGAGACUUAUCAGAUCAUGGGAAGCUUCCUCAAGUCCGAGGUUGAUCAAGCUCAGUGGAAGGAUGUCGUCCCCGGUUUGAUCGAUAUCUGCGGCAACCACGGCAUCAAGGGCCCGGUGCUGACGGACGUCCACGCCGUAUCGGCCGUCAACCCGGAGAAUGUGUACCUGUAUAGCUUUGACUUUUACAGCGAGCGACCCAGGGCGGACCCGAGCUUCCCCUUUCCGCACGAGGGAGUGGUUGAGCAUGCCGAGGAUCUGUACUACCUGUUUCCGCGGACGGAGCUGAACGAGCGGGAAACCAAGAUGGCCAAAACUAUGGUGCGGCUGUGGAGUUCGUUCGCCACGGUGGGCAUUCCCGCCGCGAGGGACGUGCCGUACUGGCCGACGGCGGAUCGACUUUAUGGGCCAUAUUUGAAGAUCAAUGAAGUUUGUGAGCAGCGCAAUUAUUAUUUGAACGAAUUUUUCGCCACUUCGGAAAAAUUUCGAGUGUACGGAAGAGGCAGCAGUCAAUGCGGGAUUUCAGUUAUUACUGUUGUACUGUUGAUUUUGAUCAGUAGAUUGCUCUAAUAAAAUAAAAUUUCAAUAAACUAGCUGAUUAAAAAUCGUUUCAAAACAAAAACUGUUUUUUCAAGAUAGAUUUGGAUUCUUGAUUAAAUUUGAGAAAAAUAUUGGUUUGUGUUUUCAUAUCCCAAUAUCAAUUAGGCCAUUUAAAAUUACAUUCAAACAAUUUUCCAAGCCCAAUUCGAGAUGUUCUCCAUAAACCGAGGGGCAAUUUUUUUUUGCAAUUCACCCUCCACAACCUAACCCCGCCUUUAGGCGGCCUUCGAUCUAAAAAUUCUCCAAAAAAAUAUUUUUAACAAAACAUGCUCUAAAAGUAUUUGAAAGAAGAACUCUUUAAAUUUAAAAAAAAUUGGAGUUGGAAGUUUGAUUUGUUUAAUGUGACUUUGACAAUAUUAAUAAAAAUGACAUUUUUAAGGGGUCAUUUUUUUCUGUAUUUUACUAACAUUUUCUAUGUUAGGCAAAAAGAAGUAUGCAGUAUUUUUAGUAGUGUCCCAGACUACGCCUCUACGCAUUUUUUACAAUUUAAAUACAGUCAUCCCUCAUAUUCAGUUUACAGAUCAGCCAAUGUUCAAAAAAUCAUAGAAAAUCGAUAUUUGAACUUAAUGAUUUGCAUUUACCUUCAUUUGAAAGCUUUUCUUGCGAUCUAUCGGAUGCUGCAUCGCACAACUGCAAAUUUUAACUUUUAUAACAAGUUUUUGAAGGAAAACUUUAACCCUUGAAAUCCACAAAUUCGGGACACUUUUUUCUUACGGAUGUAAACAAACUUUGAUUCUCUCCAUGAGUACAUAUUUUUUACAACAUAAUGACUUCACGCACUGAAACCAACGAAACUCAAGCUUAGUUAUGAUUUAUGAAUGGUCUGAUAACAUUUUUUGUGAAAAUAUCAGUUAAAUUAAGGUGUUCCACAAUUGUAGGAGGCACAAUAACAUCCAACAAUUAUGAAACAAGCAAUUUGGAGGCAGUGUUUUGCUGCUCUGAAUGAAAUAGUCUUGAGAUGCAGUUUUUUGUUUUAAUAGUACACAGUAAAAAAUAAUGUAUAUUUGGGAGCUGUAAUUUUGGAAAGUUGAAUAUUACCUCUGUAAUGUUGUAAUUUUACCUCAAUUUGGACUGAAAAAGUUGCAUUACACCAGAGAAGUGGUAAAAUUACACAUUUCCAGAGGUAAAAUUACACAUUUUUUCUGACAUAAAAGAUGUACCCCUUCCAAGACGUAAUAUUACCUUGAUUUUUUUUGCUGUGUACUACUUUUACUGGUGAAAUAGCAAGAGAAUGUCCAAAUAAAGGUCCUAAAAAUAGUAGGGUCGACACAGAAGAUGCAUUUGGCAUGUUAUUGACAAAUUACCACAAAAGUGUUACGAAUUUGUGGGUGUUCCGAAUAUGUGGGAUGACUGUAAUAAUGGUGCCAUUCUAUAGCAGAAAAUGUGAAAAACGAACUAAAAAUUAAAAAGACUAUCAAAACAUUAAAAUACUAAAAAUAAAACAAGAAAAACAUAAAAUAAGAGAAGUAAAGUUUUUCGUAGAACAAAAUUUGCUUAAAAUGACCUACUGAACACGGGAAAAAUAAAAUAAAAUCGAAAAAAUUAAUAAACACGAAACAUAAUAUUUCAGUUUACCAAAUUUUUUAAACAUUACUAAAAUGUUAUGCAAAAUAUCAAAAUUUCGCAUUUUUUUCGGAUUCAUGAUCCGAAAAUUCAAAAUUUGUAAAAAAGCCGAUUUAAAAAAGUUGUAGAUGGCUUACUGCAGUUUGAACCAUUUUUGAAAUAUUUUGUAAACAAAAUCUACCAGCUUUUGUAAACAUGCUCAAUUUUGGUCUAAAAAAAAAUAUAUAUAUUUUUUUUAAUAACUACUCACUCAACUUGUUGUAUUUUGAGCACAAAGUUCAGGCUUUAUGCCAAAUUGCUAUAACUGAUAGAAAAUCAUUUUUUUUAUGAAAUAAACAACAUUUUGCUUACGAUUUCUUCAAAAUGAUAAAAGGGAGGGAUUUUUUCUGAAUUGAAUAUACUUUAUUGAAUCUUUCUUAUAAUAAUAACAUUUGAUUUACAUAAUAAGUGGUCAGCUGUGGCUCAUCAGCUUUAGUUUGCUUUUCGUGAUUUAAACACUUUAAAAGUAUAUGAUUUAUCAUUCUUGUAACACAAGGUACAAUAAGGAAAAAAAUGUUAGGAAUACAUAACCUAACCUAAAACUAACUUAAACUUACAAUAUCUAAUCUAAUCUAACUAACUUAAACUUACAAUAAACUAAAAACUGAUAAAAGAGGGAUCAAGUUACCCCUAACAUUAAAAAAAAAAAACGGCUAAAACAUAUUUUUUGGCAUUUCCGUCGUGAAAC